Amorphotheca resinae ATCC 22711 is the source of this 1896-nucleotide messenger RNA. RefSeq lists its product as hypothetical. The record is from RefSeq and is a predicted model, not a curated record. Gene Ontology annotation, cellular component: nucleus; Smc5-Smc6 complex. The coding region runs from base 207 to 1670 and encodes 487 amino acids. The transcript is spliced from 2 exons. NCBI's taxonomy places the organism in Eukaryota, Fungi, Ascomycota, Leotiomycetes, Helotiales, Amorphothecaceae. Gene Ontology annotation, biological process: DNA repair.
GACUUCUUUCCAUCCACUUCGCCAAACCCCUCCAUCCGCAAAGCUCACUCAGGCCAUGAUAAUAGCAUAGUGUAGUAGCGCGCAGUCAAUUAUACUUACCCUUGGGAGGACGCGACCACGUUCAGCCUGCCGCGCGACGACCCACCAAACCGCCUGAUUCAGGGUUGCAAACACGAUUCGCGUUGCCUAUCUGAUAGUCAAUCAAUAUGGUCAGAUCUACCAAAAAGUCGGAAUCGCCGGGUCCGUUUCAUGACGAGAUGUACGAAGCAACUCCAGGUCCUGGUCCACCUCGAACUGCGCGAAAUUACAAUGCUGUCCCUUCAAUGUCCCCCUCAUCACCAGCGACUUCGAUAGGUUCAGAUAAGGAGAACAGGUCUUCGAGACCCUUGGAUAAGGGCAAGGGGCGCGUGCCGAUGGCACCGCCUGGUGUGCCAGCACUCGCAACCGGACAGAGUAAAAGGAAGCGACCAGCUGAACAACCGAUGUCACCGGAACGGAGUCAUAGAAGACGUACGGUAGAGGUCGACGAAGACGGUGAUAUUGACGACUACGAUCCAGACCAGGAUGUGGAAGAGCGACGGCGCCUACGCAAAGGGCUCAGAGAUCUCUCGCGGACACUAACGGAGAAUCGGUCAGAGUAUCUUACUCCCACGUCUACGGGUCUCCGAGAUACGUUGAUCAAAGCCAACGACUAUUCCGGACGGGUCAAGCAAACUUCAGAUGCAACUAUCGAUUCGCGUCUCCUAGUUACUACGGCAGAUCUCUCUUACAAAAGGACUCUUGCUCUCGUUGCCGGAGACACUUCUCAAGGGGUUGACCUGGAAGAUUUCAUCUCAAAAUGCAAGCAAUACAUGGAACGAGCGGAGAGAGCUGAUCAAGAUGGAAUUCAGCCCUCACAGAUGCCUGCGAGUACGCAGCGCCGUAGCAGGAGAGCCCAUGAUGCUGAUGCUGAUGAUGAUGAUGACGAGCAAGACGAAAACGGGGACAUGCUUAACUGGGAAUAUCUUGGACGAUAUGCAUGUUUGCCUCACAACUCGCGGCCUUCCGUGCCUGGGUUCUUAUAUGGUCCUUUAUCACUCGAAAAACGCACUCGGAAGGUAGCGGUACGUAAAGCUGCCUUAAGACCUAAUAAUCUUCAAGAGACGCGACCUGAGGUUCUACGAGCUGGUGAUAUUGAGAAAUCAGAAAAUGCGAAUCUAACCACGCUUUGCACACAAAUUCUUGGAAGGCUCAACAAGGUCCAACGAGAUGCAGUGGCUGCUGUAGAAGCCGAAACUGAAGAGGGGAUGACUACCAAAGAGGAAGAUGAACUCCUGGAUCGGUAUGGCAUAUCAAGGACCGGAGGAAUUGCGUAUUUCAAAUUCAUCAUCAAUCCACAUUCGUUCGGCCAAACUGUUGAGAAUUUAUUUUAUGUGAGCUUCUUGAUCCGAGAUGGGAAAAUCGGCGUCAGUCAUGAUGAUCAGGGCAUGCCGUUUCUAGAAAUUAUUGAAGAACCAAGAGACCAUAGCGAGACGGCUGGAUCAGGCGCGUCGAAACACCAAGCUGUAAUAGCCCUCGACAUGGCAGCAUGGGAAGAAUUAAUAGACCUUUACGACAUCAAAGAGUCAAUGAUAAAGCAUCGAGAAGAGGAAGAACAUUCUUCUGUGGGAGCAAAAGGAUGGUAUGCAUAGACUUUUGGGCACUUGCUACGGGGUUUUGGCGUUCUUUUUGGGUUGCUUGCUUGUAUGACUCUUGUUUGUGUACAGUACACUAUCUCAUACCACUAUGGGUUGCAUUGCAUGUCUUUAGGGAGGGUAUGCGAAAUGUGGGCGGAUAUAUUGUUUAAGAAGGGUGUUAAUUGCCGGUAGUCGGCCGAGUGCUAUCAAUAUAAAUGGCUCUUUGCGGGGCUGAGCCUGC